Molecule: messenger RNA, 2070 nt
Organism: Durusdinium trenchii
Lineage: Eukaryota; Dinophyceae; Suessiales; Symbiodiniaceae
Source: the annotation of a GenBank genome assembly
AUGGCAGAGUGCCCCUGCCAGGCCUACAACCAGAUGACCAUGGAGGACAAGAAGGGUUUGCUUGAGCGCUACAAGACUGAGGGUGGCUUGAAGAACCUUCAGUGGGUCAAUGAGUACUUUGAGACAGUGACUGACACCACUGAGCAGAAGGAUGUGGCUGAGAGCGGUUGGAUGACUCCAGGGCAAAUCUUUACUUUGAAUGGUUUCUCCUGGGAACAAACCGAAGGAAAGAAGAGAGACAAGAUGUUGGCAGCUCUUCUCAAGGAGUGCUGGGAUGAAUGUGGCAUUGACAAACCGGAUGAGUGUACCAAGGCGCAUGCUCUGCCUGAGCUUUCCAAGUACUGGUACAGCAAGCAGAAACAUGUCCAAGAGGACAAAAACAAAGUCGACCAGACCAUGAAGCUGGGCACCAACCUUGGCAUGGCCACCAUGCAAAAGGCGAUUGGCAAUUCAGCGUCCAGCAGUGAUCCCAAAGUGAAACUUGAGAACCCAAGCUGGGUGCAGCUGAACUCACAAUUGCAAAUUGCAGCUGCUCUGAAGGGCAGACUUGAAAAACAAGUCUUCGAAUGCACCGCCUGUCAAAAAGACUUGGAGGCCAGUGGCAAGCCAGAGUUCAAAGAGUUUUUGAAGAGUGUGUCAGAUGCUCUGGGCAAAGCCGAGGCAGCGCUGGCUUCCUUGAGGACCAACUUGGCUCAGGGAAAGGAUAUGUCGGUCUCCAGUGACAAGACAGACUGCUCCACUUUGAAGAAGGCCUUGGAGGGUGACACCAACAAUGGCUCCAUGCACUUGGAUGGCCUGAAAGCUUUGUGCAAGUUGGUUUAUUUGGCCCUAACCAUCCCUGUUCCUCAAGCUGAUGGCAGCUUGGCUCGCAGGAUCAAUUUGGCCUUUCGUAUCUUCAUUUGCUCGUGUGCAGGCCUGCUGGGCCGCUGCUGGAUUGAGAUCGGUGAGCGGGCCUCGUUCCUGCACUUGGAGAAGGUUAACAAGGAUCUCACCAAGGAGAAGGUCCUUCGAUAUACUGCAGAGCACGAAGUUGAGCGGGGCCCUUAUUCUUCGCACAGUGAUUCCAACGCAACGACACCCGUGAUGCCAUUGCCGGACGACCUCGCAUCACAGCUGACCAGCCACGCAAGCCGGCCCUUGAGCAGCAUCGUUUUCACUCCCGGAGCAAGUGGUCAUGAUGCGCCAGUGGGUAUGCAGCUCAAAGCGAUGAGAGCAGUAGCUGCAGAAGAGAAAUGGUUGAUCGAUUGGUCGGAGCUCUCCUUCGAAACCAAUCUGAUUGGAAAGGGAGGCUUUGCGCUUGUCAUGGAAGGGAAUUAUGGAGGUGCGAAGGUGGCUGUGAAGCUCCCGCAGCGAGAUCAACUUACCACGUCUGUGGAAGUGGUGGACUUUUGUGGGAAGGAGCUUCGCGUUUUGCGCCGUUUGAGACAUCCGUUUAUUGUGACCUUCUACGGUGCUUGCAUCGAAGAAACCAACCGGAUCGUGCUCAUCGUUGAGGAAUUUGUGGAUGGCUACAGCCUGUUUGAUGCAAUUCUCAACAGCAAGAUGGAGCUGUCAGAAGCAAAUCGUCGUAGCAUUUUGGAGAAUCUGGGAUUGAUUCCAGGAGUUGUCCUAGGCUUAGGCGGCACCAUACUCAAUUAUACAGACUGCCUGGAGCAAGUUGGCAACUGGAAGCUUUGCAGAGCUCUGGUCUACUUGCAUGAUCAGGGCCCCUCCAUCUUGCACGGCGACUUGUCGCCGAAGAACAUCCUAUUGAGAACUGCCAGUUUGGAUCCUGUGCUGGUGGACUUUGGCAUGAGUGUCUUACGGAGAUCCAAGCAGAGGAUGCUAGGAGGCUCUCCACAUUGGAUGGCUCCAGAGAUCCUCCGAUCGGUGGAAUCGGGCGGGCUGAAGCCAGACUGCAGCGUCGACGUCUUCUCCCUUGGCCGCAUUGCCUUUUUCAUCUCGACCGGUGUGGCGCCCUUCCAAUCUUUCGUGGUUGAGCAGCUGAUUGAAGCGGCAUCCAAAGCAAACUUUUCAGAGAUGCCAUGGCCAAUUGAGACCGUGCCUCGCAGAUGGAGAUGUAGGCAGUAA